This is a messenger RNA of Marchantia polymorpha subsp. ruderalis, 3965 nucleotides long. The record is from the annotation of a GenBank genome assembly. NCBI's taxonomy places the organism in Eukaryota, Viridiplantae, Streptophyta, Marchantiopsida, Marchantiales, Marchantiaceae.
GGCCCUUUCUGGCUGCCCGGAAGACGUCUGAUCCUGUGCUUUCUGCUGACGACGAUCUUCUGAGCAGAUGAGCACAUUCUUCCAGUUCCUGCAUUCCGGAACUGCGGAGUCGGUGUGCACCUUCUAUUUUGGACCUUCUCUCACCAGAAGGGACGGACUGGACUUUGGUCGAUCCCAUCGGACCGGGCCCGAUUGGUCGACAUCAGGAGGAAAGAACGUGGUUCAGUCUUCUCGAUCGAUGACUAACCGAGUGGAUGAAGAAGAUUCUCGAGGCUUCGAUUCUUAACUACGCUGUGCAGGUUCGUUGAUUUUCGCGUGAGAAUAUUUGGCACGCUCUCCUCUUUCAGGAGGAAGUGAUCAGCAGGACGAAAGAGGUCAACACCCGGACAGGGUUAUCCCUUUCGUAGGAUAUGAAGAUUUUAGUAAUAAAGAAUGUAAGGGAUUCUACAUCUGAAGACUAGACAGGGGGAACUCUACUUCUUUAUUCUUGCGGCGGGCAUGGAUGAGGAGACGAGGGAUGAGCCAUGCUCGUCUUGUCUCCACUCUGUCAAGGGUGACCAAUUCCAUAAACCCUAAGCCCUUGAUCUGGAAAGUCUGCACUUGGUGACGGUGAUGAUGCAAUAGAGGGCGGUGAGAGCGUGGACAACCCUCGAGCUGCCAAUUGAGCACUCACCUCGGGGUUUUCGAAUGGGCUCUGAUUGACUUACUCUCGAAAUGGCCUUGUUUCGGUCACCACAUUGUUUGGAUCUGGAAAUGAGACGUGAGUCUUGAGCGAGUGGUCGAGAAUGGGGUGCUGUUACUUGUGAGGAUGGAGGAGUGCCCGGCAUCGACCGAGUUUGUCAUUGUUGCUUGUUGUUGUCUGCCUGCCCGCCUGGCGUGCUCCGUUCACCUGCUGGCAUUGCUGUCGAUCUGAUCAUGAUAGCAGACGUUCGUCUUUGCGGCGUAACAACUUUUUUGUCAAGUGCACGGAGGGAGAAAGCACAAAGCAGGGGCCGAGUGUCCAAUCGUCUGCACGCCUUCCCAAUAUGGGCGAUUCGUUGUUAGGCUGAUACCGCACCUUUCUCUAAGCAUGGGUAGUAGGCUUGUUCUACUCCGGCAGUCUCAUCUCCAGAGGUAGGGCGAGGUUCGUGCCCGUGCCUGGACGCUGCCUCUCUGGAGCAUUGAAGUUAAGUAGCGGCCGGCAAGCGUGACAAUCAGGAGGGAUGAAAGGAAUUUGAGUUGUUGGAGGGCUGCGGACGUUGCAACGUCUCCUUCCAUUUCAGAUUCAAAUGAAAUCUCUUCAACGAUCCACGACUUUACCAUUGCUCCUGCGUAAAAGAUGGGGAGAAUUGCGAUUUGUGCCUGGUGUAGAUGCACGUGUUUUUGCAAGAUCUGAGCCGCAGAGGAUUUCCUCCGCAGCCGCAAAUGGAAGCCAGGAAAAUGUUCGACAGGGUUUUGUCAAUGAUAUUACUACAGACGAUGCUCAAAGAUGGAGCUUUUUGUCAAAAUUAAGGUUCUUGGCAGCCGGGGGAUUGGAGCUGCAAGGUGUGAGGUUUUCGUCGACUUGGUCUGCAGUGGAAUAUGUGGAGGGCUCGACCCAGACAUGGUUAAGAGAGUACCGCCUGGGGCUUAAAGAAAGUCAGAGAAUAGAAGAGGACAGAGUUGAAAAUGGGGUGCAUCAUUCUAACGCCAGAGUGCAGAAAAGUCAUCAUCAGACUGAUCAUCAUCGAGGACAGUGGGCGAAAAUAUACGGGCAUGGAAGAGACGAAAAGGUGGCCAGAGUCUGCCGACUUCUUACAGGGAAGAAAUGGUGGGGACCUGACCUUAUCUCAACAUUGGAUCGAAUGGAACUGUCACUUGAGCCUUACAUUGUGAAUCAAAUUUUGAAGCAGCAGCAGAGAGUUCAAGUGGCCGUGGGUUUCUUUCAGUGGGCUAAGGAACAAAAGGGAUAUAAGCAUAAUACUUGUGUGUACAAUACCAUGAUUGGAAUCGUGGGCAGUAAUAAGGAUUUUGUAGCGAUGAAAGGUCUAAUGGAGGAAAUGCUGCGCGAUGGUUGUGAGCCUAAUGCAGUCACAUUCACAGUGAUCAUUCGAAGCUUUGGUGCCAAAAAAAUCGACAAAGCUGUUGACACCUUUGAGCAUAUGAAGGAAUUCGGUUUUCCUCCAGAUGUUGCAACUUAUAACUGCUUAAUCGACUUGCUCAUAAAGGCAGGAGAUGAUCAGAAGGCCUGGAGCUACUUCGAAAAACUGAAAGAGUCUGGGCUGGAGCCGGAUAGGAUCACCCACAACAUUUUGUACAGCAGCUUUGUCAAGUGUGGCAGAGUGGAUGAUGCGUGCACGCUCACGAAAUCUCAUCUUCCUGUGAGCAAGUACAACUCCUUAAUACAUUUUCUGGGAAGAGGCAAUAAUUUGGAGGAUGCCUUGAAGGUCUUCCACAAUAUGCAAGUCAGAGGCAAGCCCGACAAUUUCACUUAUUCGUCCCUCAUUACAUUCUUUGGGAAGGCUGGCAAAGUAGAUGCUGCUUGGGAGUUCUUUCAGGAAAUGAAAAGAUCUGGAUGUAAACCCGAUGUGGUGGUAUAUAGUGCAAUUAUGAGUGCUUUUCGGAAGGCUGGUAAAGCAGACCAGGUUCUUGGCCUGUUCAGCGAGAUGAAAAGACAAGGUUGUGAGCCAGAUCGAGAAUCAUACAGUGAUCUCAUUCAUUCCUUAGUGGAAGCGAGUAGACCAGAAUUAGCGUGUAAGUUUCUGGAGGAGAUGAAGGAAAGAGGAUUUGAACCAAAGAUCACAACCUACUCGGAUGUUCUGUGGAUGCUGGGAAAGGCAGGUAUUAUUGAAGAGGCCGUCAGAAUCUUCCAGGAGAUGAAAGGACUGUGGCGGAAGCCCAGGGUGAAUUCUUAUCACUCAAUGAUCGUUGCAUUCAGUUUGGCCGGAAGAAUGGCUGACGCCAUGGAUAUAUUCAAGGAAUCUCAAGAGGUUGGCUGCAUACCGGUUAGUGAUAUGUACUCCGAUCUGAUCCACGGAUUCUGCAAAGUCGGGGACAUUGGUUCUGCCCGUGAGCUGUUUCUUGAGAUGAAUGCUAAGGGUUUUUUCCUUGACCUUCUGACGUAUAACGUUCUCAUUAAUUCCUUAUGCAAAGCGAAACGGGUAGAUGAGGCCUUGCAACUCUUGAAGAAAAUGCCUGAAAACGGGUGCAUUCCCAACGUCGUAUCAUAUACUACCCUCAUCCGAGGUUUUGGUGAUACCGGUCGGGAUGAUUUGGCAUUUUCCCUGUUCAAAGAAAUGAAGGAGAAAGGUUGCACGCCGAAUGUAAUCACAUUCAAUACGCUGAUCAACAUGUUGACUAAGAAAGGAAAGUCUCAUGAGGCCUACAAGCUCAUUCAAGAAAUGGAGCAAAGCGGCUGUCCUCUGAAUGACUGUACCAUGCUUAACGUGGAACGACUUGUGUCGAAUGAAGAUCAAGGUUGAACAGCAUUUUCACUGUCAGUAUAACGAAGACGGAGAAGUCUGGCCGUGCCGUAAAACUAUAAUACAUUUGCCAGCUCAUCGUGACUUCAGAUAGCUAUGGGUCGAGGUUUCAACAAAUCAUGUUUCUGACUGUUUAGUCCAGCCUGCUUUACCGCUAAAGACGGGCAACAUGAAGAAGUUUAAUCAGAGGAUAGUGGUAUGCAACUGUAGUCAUCAACAACGAGGACAACGGGUAUAGAUAUCUUUCAACAAAUGUACAUGGAUUACAUCGCAUCUUCUUCCUAGAGGUUUCUAACUCAUCAUUUAUGGCGUAAGUUUGCAAAUGGUGAUGAUUCGAUCACAUGCUAUGAUGGCACAGUGCUGGUGUUGAAUUAUAUGUGUAGGAGAACAUCUGGGAAUUAUAAUCAAGCUCUAAUUGGUAGGUUCGUGAAGCGCUUACUUUGCGAACGGUACUAGUAAUGGAGCUUCCUUCAGACCAUGUUCAUUUUCAGUUAGAAGCUAGUAAGAAUGUUUAGAAAUCUUGAU